AUGCAGCUGACAACAUCACUAUCCACGAAUGACACUCAACGCGUAACCGAGCAUACCCCUCUUUUACGAGAGAUCGAACGCAACGACACACAUAUAGACCCCGCUGGCGGGAAUUCAGCUGGUGGCUCUAAUUUUGCGGCUUAUAUUGACAUUGUAUGCAUCGUUGCUGGAACUGGCAUUUUGGGCUUACCUUACGCGCUGAAGCAGAGUGGAUGGAUCGGUAUGGGGCUCAUCGUACUUGCAAUGGUUGCUACCACUUAUACCAGCAUCUUGUUAAUCAAGUGUCUUCAUUACAACAGCCAUACUCGCUUAACGUCAUACGCUGAAAUAGGCUAUCAUGCUUAUGGCAAUGUCGGCAAAUACGUCGCUGGCAUCUUUAAUGAUAUCAUUCUCCUUGGCGUUCCGGUUUUAUUCUUGAUAUUUGCAGCACAGAAUCUCAACGAUCUUGCCGUUCACAAUUUCAGCAUAGAAUUGGGGAUUACAAUAUGGACCAUGAUCUGCGGGUUAUUGGUCGCUGUUCCGUUUAUUACGAUGAAGACAAUAAAGGAGAUUACGAUUUUGAGGUUUGUUGCCAACAAAUUGAGAUGGAAAAAAGCGAAACUUUUCGAUAGGUUUAACUCUCUCGUGGUGACUGUAAACAAGCAUCUGACACAAUAUCAACUCUUUCAUUUUACUGUUCUCGUCUCUAGCUUCUUCGGCUCCUUCUCAACAUUAUUCUGCAUUCUAGUGGUAAUCGUUCUCUCUAUUCUCGACACUCCGGGCAACCGUUCUGAUCUGCCUCCGCCCGAACACCAAAUAAUAUCGUUCUCGGAAUUUCCCGUGGCGUUCGCCACGAUUUCAUUCUCAUUCGGUGGCAAUAUCGUAUUUCCUCACAUCGAAGAAGCUAUGCAAAAGCCAAAUGAUUGGGGAAAAGUAGUCAUUGGUGCGCUAUCGACGUGUGCAGUCAUUAACUUGAUAACGGCUGGAGUUGCCUAUGCUGUUUAUGGCAAUAACGUGGCUAGUCCUGUGCUCUCUAGUGUGCCGAAUGGUCUCGCAUUAACCAUAGCAACGUUAAUGAUAACGCUCCACGUUCUUUUUACGACUCCCAUUCUCAUGACUGCCUUUGCUCACGAUGCCGAGAAAACGCUCAAAGUGACUCGAGAUCAUCUCACACCUGGUGCCGAAUUUUUGUUUCGUUUCCUCCUCCGCGCUUUUCUUGUCGUUGUUUCCGUCUUUGUGGCCGUGAUCGUCCCAUUCUUUGGUGACUUUAUGGCCCUCCUCGGAGCACUCGCAAACUGUCUUUUGGUAUUCGUGUUGCCUGUAGUGUUUUACUUGAAAUUAUAUGGAUGGAAGACGGUGACAACAUCGGAGAUUAUCUGGUGUAUGUUUGUUAUGACAAUAGGUGUUAUUGGGUGUCUGUUUGGGUCGGCAAACGCGAUUUUAGCCUUGAUGAAGGAUUUCAGAGAGUCGAUGUAG
This is a messenger RNA of Paraglomus occultum, 1455 nucleotides long. The record is from the annotation of a GenBank genome assembly. NCBI's taxonomy places the organism in Eukaryota, Fungi, Glomeromycota, Glomeromycetes, Paraglomerales, Paraglomeraceae.